Molecule: messenger RNA, 383 nt
Organism: Galeopterus variegatus (Sunda flying lemur)
Lineage: Eukaryota; Metazoa; Chordata; Mammalia; Dermoptera; Cynocephalidae
Product: protein-cysteine N-palmitoyltransferase HHAT-like
Exons: 3
Biological process (GO): protein palmitoylation
Cellular component (GO): endoplasmic reticulum
Molecular function (GO): palmitoyltransferase activity
Source: RefSeq, a predicted model, not a curated record
GUAUUUUGAUGUUGGACUACAUAAUUUCUUAAUCAGGUAUGUGUACAUUCCAGUGGGUGGGUCCCAGCAUGGCCUGCUGGGGACACUGUUUUCCACUGCGAUGACAUUUACAUUUGUGAGCUACUGGCAUGGCGGCUAUGACUACCUCUGGUGCUGGGCAGCACUCAACUGGCUGGGAGUCACUGUGGAGAAUGGAGUCCGGAGGCUGGUGGAGACCCCCUGCAUCCGGGACAGUCUGGCCCGAAGCCUGUCCCCGCAAGCUCGCCGCCGAUGGCACGCCGUCCUCGCGUCUUGUUCCACCUCGAUGCUGAUCCUGUCCAACCUGGUGUUUCUUGGGGGCAAUCAAGUUGGGAAAACCUACUGGAAUAGGAUCUUCAUACAAG